This is a messenger RNA of Darwinula stevensoni, 1739 nucleotides long. NCBI's taxonomy places the organism in Eukaryota, Metazoa, Arthropoda, Ostracoda, Podocopida, Darwinulidae. The record is from the annotation of a GenBank genome assembly.
UUUUUUGUCAUUCCAGCUCCCACAGAGGACAUAGGGUGAUGUAGUGACAUAUUUAUUGAUCAUCUUGUUUGAGCUUGAGUUUAAAAAUUCAUACUUUUAUGAGUCUUGAAACAAAGAACUGGUAAAGAUGGCAGCAGAUCUGAGUGAGCAUCUCCUCCAUUACUUGGAUGAACAUGAAAGCUUCAAUUCCCUCAAUCUGGCUGAGGAACUCGGAGAGGAUCAUCAACGCAUUGUUGGUGCCAUCAAAAGCCUCCAGUCCCUUGGAAAUGUGAUAGAGGCUGAACAGGAGAGUGGGAAACAGUGGGAGCUGACAGAAGAAGGGAAGGAAGUGGUAGAGCAUGGAAGUCAUGAAGCCCGUGUCUUUCAUGCCAUUCCUCCUCAGGGAAUCCCUCAGCAAAAACUCUUGAAGGAGGUUCCGAAUUCCAAGAUUGGCUUCAGCAAAGCCAUGUCACUGGGCUGGGUGAAGUUGGAGAAGGGGGGUGGGGAAAGUAUGGUGGUGAGGAAAACAGAAUCCAUAGUUGACGAUGUUGCUGAGGCUCUCAGGAAUGUCCUCAAUCUCCAAGUAGAUGCUGUUUCCAACCAACAGAAGCAAGAAUUGAAAAAGAGAAAGCUCCUUCAGGAAGUGGUGGUGAAGAUGUAUCAGGUGAAAAAAGGGCAGGACUUCACUUGUACAGUGAGGAAGCAGGAGACAGAAUUGACUGCCGAAAUGAUUUCCUCUGGCUCGUGGAAGACAUUGAACUUGAAGCCAUACAAUUUCAAUGCCCUUGGGGCCCCAUUGACCAAAGGCCAUCUUCAUCCACUGAUGAAAGUCCGAGCUGAAUUCCGCCAGAUCUUCCUUGAGAUGGGGUUUACAGAGAUGCCAACCAACAAUUAUGUGGAAAGCAGCUUCUGGAACUUCGACACACUGUUCCAGCCUCAGCAGCAUCCAUCUAGAGAUGCCCAGGAUACUUUCUUUGUCUCAGAUCCUGAAGAAGCAGGGGAAAUACCAGAGGAGUACAUGGAACGAGUGAAGACAGUUCACAGUCAUGGGGCAUAUGGGUCAUUAGGGUAUCAGUGUCCUUGGAGUGAAGGUGAAGCCAGGAAGAAUGUCUUGCGCACCCAUACCACUGCUGUCUCUGCUCGCAUGCUUUAUGCCUUAGCAAAAAAUGUGAGAACUCCCUCAAUUCUUGGUUGUUCCACAAAUCUACCUUGCAUUUGCUUCUAAAUAUGUUUUCAAAUGUUCAAUGCAUUCAUUAAUUUUGGGUUCAAGCCUGCGAAGUAUUUCAGCAUAGACAAGGUGUUUCGAAAUGAAAGCUUGGAUGCCACUCAUUUGGCUGAAUUCUGUCAGAUUGAAGGUGUUGUUGCUGAGUAUGGAAUGUCCUUGGCCUCACUCAUUGGGGUCAUAAAGGAAUUCUUCAAAAAACUGGGCAUGGAGGAGCUGCGUUUCAAGCCCACAUCCAAUCCAUACACAGAGCCAAGCAUGGAGGUGUUCUGCUAUCAUAAGGGCCUGAAGAAGUGGGUGGAGGUGGGGAAUUCAGGCCUCUUCCGUGCCGAGAUGCUCCGUCCCAUGGGCCUACCUGAUGAUGUUGGCGUUCUUGGAUGGGGUCUCUCCCUUGAGAGGCCAACCAUGAUCAAGUACGGGAUAAACAACAUCCGAGACCUGGUGGGACCCAAAGUCAAUCUCCAAAUGAUCUAUGAUAAUCCUAUUUGCAGGCUGGAGAAGCACCAAUGAUGAAUGAGAAAGUAAACUAUAUAUGGAG